Molecule: messenger RNA, 2141 nt
Organism: Cynoglossus semilaevis (tongue sole)
Lineage: Eukaryota; Metazoa; Chordata; Actinopteri; Pleuronectiformes; Cynoglossidae
Product: troponin T, cardiac muscle isoforms-like
Exons: 13
Coding region: 354-1082 (242 amino acids)
Biological process (GO): regulation of muscle contraction; cardiac muscle contraction; sarcomere organization
Cellular component (GO): troponin complex
Molecular function (GO): troponin I binding; tropomyosin binding; troponin C binding
Source: RefSeq, a predicted model, not a curated record
CAGGAGAAGGUUUACAGGGACUUACUUCUGAACUUCACAACGUAGGCCAGACGUGAGCGACUGGAACCUUUUUUAGGACCAUAAUCCCCUGGUGUUCAGUCUAGGUUCUGCAGUGUAAAAAUAGACAAAGCAAGUCCAUGGAGAACGCAUGUUUUCCUAUUCCCUUUAAUGCCUUCUGCCAUCUGUGCGCAGGUAUGUGCCCACCCAUCAUAGACAUGGGCAGUCGGCAGCCAUGUGACCACACAGCUGGGUUUAAAAGGCUACGGCCAACAGGAAAGGGCACAGUACACAACUCCCCACUGAGCCACAUCUGACCCGCACACAUCGCACUGUCAGGGUGCUGCAUCCUAGACAUGUCAGACACUGAAGAUGCUUCGUACGAGGAACAAACAGAUGCUGCAGAGGAAUAUGAAGGAGAUGAUACAAAGCCCAAGCAAAAACCCAGCUUUGUUCCUGGUCUGGCUCCUCCAAAGAUCCCAGAAGGAGAAAAAGUGGACUUUGAUGACAUUCAUCGAAAGCGAAUGGAGAAGGACCUGAAUGAGCUGCAGACACUCAUCGAAGCUCAUUUUGAGAAGCGCAAGAAAGAGGAGGAGGAGCUUAUUAGUCUGACGGAUCGCAUUGAGAAACGCAGAUCAGAGAGAGCGGAGCAGAUAAAGAUCCGAGCAGAGAGGGAGAGGGAACGGCAGAACAGACUCGCUGAAGAGAAGGCGAGGAGAGAGGAUGAAGAGGCGAAGAAGAGAGCAGACGACGAUGCCAGAAAGAAGAUGAUUUUGUCCAACCUGACCUUCUCUGGAUACAAACAGACACAGAGUGGAACGAAGAAACAAACAGAGAGAGAGAAGAAGAGAAAGAUCCUGAACGAGCGACGCAAGGAGUUGAACAUUGACCAUUUGUCGGAGGACAAAGUCAGGGAAAAAGCUAAGGAGCUGUGGGAGGGGCUACGUAAGCUGGAGGCAGAGAAGUUUGACCUUCAGUAUAAGUGCACGAAGCAGAAAUACGAGGUCACUGUGCUAAGAAACCGGGUCAGCGAUCAUCAGAAAAUUACAAAGAGCAGCCGGACCAAACGUGGUCUGAGGAAGUAACGACGAGAACAUGGAGGAAAACUGGCUUCACCUGACGUCAAACUAGGAUCUAAAGUAAUACUUGAACACGCUGAAAAAAAAUCUUACAGCUCUGAGGGAAGAACAACAUCAUAAGCUACUCUACUUUUAGAAUAUAGUAACAGAGAAACAAAGACGGUGAGGAUCAGAGGGAUGUUUUGGUCUGGCUGAUCAGAGAAUGUAGAGAAACUCUGUGUGUGUGUGUGUGUGGGUCUGAUGUCUGGAAUGAACAUUUUAGAAUUAAGAUUCACAAUUUGAUGUGCACAUUUGGUCAACAAUAGAUAUAUCAGUGGAAAUACACAAAGUGGAGAUUAUAAUAAAACAAAACAAAAAUACAAAUGUGAUUUUUCUCUUUUUUUUUUCUUGAGAUCCUUUUGGAAAUGUUGUGAUUUUUAGUGUGAGAUUAAAGGUCAUGCAGCAGCUGAGGUAGAAGUUUGAUUUCUCUUUUUUAAUUAGGUCCAAAGAAAUGUUUGUAUGGUGGAGCAGACUUGUGUGUAUCCUUAAAAGGCUCCUGUGUUGUGGAGCAGUGUUGUUGUGCUGUGUGAAUAUGAGCUGCUGUGUUCUCAGAGUGUUGAGGAGAUGAGAACACUCCCACUGUCAACUGAUUUAUUAUCAAAUUGACAAGAAAACAAUUCUGACCUGGAUGUGUUGCAAGGACACUUGGGUAAAUUUAACACAGUUUGAUGGAGCGCUGCCCAACAUGCAGCUGCCACAGACCCAUUCAAACAGAUAGACAACAAACACACUGAGAUCAUGGGCCACCAGAAUAACAAACCAUUCCUGACUUUAUUUUCAGGGAGAACUUUUGAACUAGUGCCUGGUUUGGAAAUAAAAUCCCUUCAACCUCCAACAACUGGGUUACAGAAUUGGUUUAAUGAGGAAGAUGUACUCACCACUGAACUCUAGUCUGAGGUUAAGGUUAGCUGAGCAACUUUCCCAGCAUGCCCUUUCUUCUUUGGGUUAUAAACUAUGGUAACCCAGCAUGACUGGAGUCACAUUACUGCCAUCUACUGGUUUUUGUUUUGUUGUUGUUAACAAAUC